Messenger RNA from Medioppia subpectinata, 1551 nucleotides. Lineage: Eukaryota; Metazoa; Arthropoda; Arachnida; Sarcoptiformes; Oppiidae. The record is from the annotation of a GenBank genome assembly.
UAUUGUGGUGAUCCGGGUCUUCCACCCGACGCCACGCUAUACAACGUAAACACCGGUCGUAUUCGUUACCACUCGGGAGAAGUGGUCCGAUACCGGUGUAGUCCUGACUUUCAUACGUUUAGUCAAACCAGAAAAUGUGUUUCCGGCCGUUGGGUCGGAGAGAUGGCCCGAUGUGGUAUUCCCAUUGAAAACGAUAUACAAUUGGUUCAAGUGUUUAAUUGCAGUGACAGUGAAAACAGUACAACAAAUAAUGAAAUAUUAAAUUUGCAAUUAAACCAAACGGAAAACCCAUUACUAUUUGCCAACUCCUUUCACGCCAGUCGUCACGAAUCGGGUCCCAUAACAGUGAACGGCUCCGAGUGUUAUAUCUGGAAAUUCAAACUCCAGAGGCCGACAAUCAUACCAUUCUUGACCAUAGACUUCGCCACUCAACUCAACCCAAAGGAGACAAUCAACGCAUCGGUCGACGACUUUAACGUCACUUCAAUGCGAACCGAAGUGUUAAUUGUGGAGCCGUUCGUGAGUCCGUACAGAAUUUGUCGCCGAUUAAGUAAAUCGGAUUUCCUUAACGGCGAUCCCAUCACUAACUCAACGUAUUUGUUGAGUGGAUAUUAUUUUCGUUGCGAUAAUAUUGGCGAAAAUGAGUACAAACUCGAGUCGAAGAGAGUGUCGCAAACAUUUUUGGUUCAAACCCGAACUCAGUACAGACGAGACGUCCAUUUAGUGGCCGUAUUUUUGGCCACACAUAAGAUCGAUCACAAAACCGAUAAACCCGAGUGCGGCAAACCUGAGACUGUAAGCACUGGUGUUAACUUUCGGGAAUCAAAUUUAGGUUUAUCUCAGUUUCAGUUUCAAUGCAACGAUUCAUUCAGUGAUAUGACGCCAAACAGACUCCAAACCCAUACUCCUGUCACCACAACAGCCGGCAAUCCGUGGUAUUCAAUGAAUUGUACAAUCAAUGGCUUCUUUAAGGGCCAGUUCCCGAUCUGUGUGCCAAAGACUCAAUGCCCGGGAAUUGAGUACUUGGAAGAGACCAAAGACCCAAGUGUUGUCAUUGAAUCCCUAGAAAACGUUUUCUACUUAAAUGCUAGUCAUUGGGUGCCCACAGAGUAUAGUCAUGUGAACUACGGCUGUAUAGAUGCCGAGCAUAUAGUUAUCGGCAGACUUUCCAGGAUUUGCCUGAAGGGCGGCAUUUGGAGCAGUAAUGUACCGAAAUGCUCGGCUUAUGUAACACCAGAUUCGCUGAGCCCAGUGGCACAAUCUCCAUGGACUGUAAUCGCUCUGAUGAAAGAGUUAAUGAGAUAUAGAAAUAAAUCGCGAAGAAAACAGACAUCGGUUUACGCGGACGUGAAGAGCAGCAGUAUUUACUACAUCUACGAUGACUGCGAGACCAGUACUUCUGGGGCCCGGUUUGGGAGUCGACCAAACAAUAGGGUCGCCAGAAAAAGUCAUCCAAAAUAUAAAUAUGAUGCCGAGUAUAUUGAUUUUGAGGGCUCAUCUAGCGUGGACAAUUCCGAACCAUUGUACAUCCCUAUACUACCGCCCACUUAA